This is a messenger RNA of Lolium perenne, 726 nucleotides long. The record is from RefSeq and is a predicted model, not a curated record. Lineage: Eukaryota; Viridiplantae; Streptophyta; Magnoliopsida; Poales; Poaceae.
AUGGCAUCUGCCUCUUCCUCCGUCGUGGCCGGAGUCGAGAAGUCCACGACGGAGAAGUACCGCAUCCUUGCGCACGGGAGUACAUAUAUCGACGUCGUCUACACCAAUGAGGCGGCGACUGUUGAUAGAAUUCUUCGUAUGUACGAGGGUUGGCUCGACGAGGACGAGGACAGGUUCAAGUUCAUUGGUCUGGAUCUCGAGUAUGACUCUAGCGGACACAAGUUGGCGGUAAUGCAAAUCGCCAUGAGGGAGCACGUUCUUGUAUUCCACUACAUUAGGUGCAAGGAUCAUUGUCCGCGCCUACUGACUUUUCUCAAGGACAAGCAAUACACUUUUACAAGUGUUGAUAAAAGAAAUGACACAAAAGUUCUUCGUGCGGCCGGUCUUCCUGUUCCAGAAGAGAGACACAUCGACAUCCAGGACAUUUUCAAGAUUAAUGGUCAACCGCAGGCUGGAAUGGCUGAUCUUGCAGCAAAGCUCAUUGAUCCCAAGUUUGCCAACAUGAAGAAGGACUUCAAGUACAACCGGCUUCGGAAGGAAGGGCAUGGUUUCUGGGAAUGCAAGCCACUGUCCUGGAUGAACCUCGAGUACGCAGCUAUUGACGGCUAUCUCGGUUAUGAGAUAUACAACAAGAUCUACACGGUGAACGAGGGACAAGCUCACCUCCGAGAGAUCGGACCACAUCUGCCCCGAGAUGCAAAAAUCAGGAUGAAUCUUCAUCAAUGA